AAGCUGUUUUUUGGGGCGGAAGUGGCGCCAUGACACUGCGUUAUAUCAACGUGAGAGGCGAGUUUUGCACUGCGGAUUAAAAAGCGAAUAAACGGAGAAUUUCAGCCCAAAAUCAUGAGUCUUCUGAACAAGCCAAAGUCUGAGAUGACUCCUGAGGAGCUCCAGAAGCGGGAGGAGGAGGAGUUCAACACCGGGCCACUGUCCGUCCUCACACAGUCUGUCAAGAACAACACGCAGGUCCUCAUCAACUGCCGCAACAACAAGAAGCUGCUGGGCCGCGUGAAGGCGUUCGACAGGCACUGUAACAUGGUUCUGGAGAACGUGAAGGAGAUGUGGACGGAGGUACCCAAGAGCGGCAAAGGCAAGAAGAAGUCCAAACCAGUCAAUAAGGAUCGCUACAUCUCCAAGAUGUUCCUGAGAGGAGACUCUGUCAUCGUGGUUCUGAGGAACCCUCUCAUCACCGGCAAAUAGACUGUCCACCUUUACGCUGCGACACCAGGCAGUCUGUGGUUCUAGAGGAGCGGGGGAACCAGAAUAAUACGUCAUAUUAACAUGGUACUGCAGUGUUGGUGAAGCUCAGUGGUUUGGAUUCAGGGAGAUCAGGACGGCCUGCAACGGUGCUGUGGUUUUGGAGGUGUUUGCUUGUGUGGAGAGUCGACUGUGAGAUCGAUUUUGUUUUGGAUUUUAUUUCAGAGGCUUUGAUUUGUCUUCAGAAUAAAGUUUUGUACUCACAAAAAAUGAA
Pygocentrus nattereri (red-bellied piranha) is the source of this 742-nucleotide messenger RNA. It is a transcript of the gene snrpd2, whose product is annotated as small nuclear ribonucleoprotein D2 polypeptide. The record is from RefSeq and is a predicted model, not a curated record. Gene Ontology annotation, biological process: spliceosomal snRNP assembly; RNA splicing. Lineage: Eukaryota; Metazoa; Chordata; Actinopteri; Characiformes; Serrasalmidae. Bases 115 to 471 code for a protein of 118 amino acids. Gene Ontology annotation, cellular component: U2 snRNP; U5 snRNP; precatalytic spliceosome. The transcript is spliced from 3 exons. Gene Ontology annotation, molecular function: RNA binding.